Messenger RNA from Helobdella robusta, 1578 nucleotides. RefSeq lists its product as hypothetical. NCBI's taxonomy places the organism in Eukaryota, Metazoa, Annelida, Clitellata, Rhynchobdellida, Glossiphoniidae. The record is from RefSeq and is a predicted model, not a curated record. The transcript has a single exon. The coding region runs from base 1 to 1578 and encodes 525 amino acids.
AUGAAGCAAUCAACUACUGAAAUAAAUGACACCGACUCGUCGAUAAACAGGACAAAUGACGUGAACAUGUCUCAGCGACGAUUGUCAACAUUCAAAAAUAUCAUACCAAAGUAUCAACAACGACAAAUUUUUCAACAACCUACCGAUGAGCAUCAGUUGCAACAAGAAAUGAAACAGGAUUUCGAGCACGAAAUUGACACAGAACCAACAUGCCAGUUAAAAAACAAAUUCCUCUAUAAACUUUCAUUCAACAAACAACGCUGUCAUAUCAACAAAAAUGAUUGCAACCUCAACAUGAUUCAUAAGCUAAGUGAAGUCAAAAAUAUUGAUUCCAAUUUGCGCGAUGGGAAAAGCAUUGAAAUUCGGUUAUCAAAAAGUUGUCAAAUCCAGUCAAAACAGUUGUCGACACACGAAAAAAAUAAAAUUGUCAGAAUGAAGAAAACUGCGAUAAACAACAACUUCAAUAAUAAAAACAAAAAUGACUUUUUAAAAAGUCAUGAGUUUUCUUCUAGCAGCACCAGCGCAUGCAACCAAAUUGAACAUGUUGUGGACGAUAGCACGCGGAACACAACUAUACUUAAAAAAUUAUCGUUCUCAAUAUAUCCAUCUUUAAGCGAUAUUUCUAAAAAGUCAAUGAAAAACUGCGACGAAUCUUAUGGAAGUAAUCAUGAAAUCAAUCUACAAAAUAGUAAAACCAAUCAAGACAAAAAAAACAUAGUUAAGACUAAUUGGAAAACAUAUGAUUUUAGCAAUAACAAUGAAGACAAAGUGUUUAAUUCGUUGCAACCAAUCGUAGGCCACAAAAAACGAAAUGAUUAUUGUAAUAAAAACAACAGCGUCGGGCAAGAUGAGGAUUCAGUUGUGAACGUCAGAGAUCAAACAAACAAACAAGACAUUGGAAAAAAGAACCAUGGUUAUACCUUAGAACAAAAAGGAAAAACUGUGCGCCACAACACUAUUAAUGUGCAAAACAAUUUUGAGGAGGAAGUAUUUAAUGAAGACAUGUGUGAUGUUCAAACUAAACUUACUACCAAGAAACAUCUCAAGUACGUGCACAACAGCACAUACGCUUUUGUGAAACAUAUUAACAGACAUAGCAAAAUUUCAAAAAAUAACAACAAUCUUCCCAUCAGAAGUGAAAAAAAAAAUCUCACCGGUUACUUAACAAAACACGUUACAGAACUUAAUUCCAAAAUGCAAGCAGAGUUUUCAAAAUUGCAGAAUAAAAGUUCUUUACCUUCCUCAUCACUCUCCUCAUCACUUUCUUCAUCCUCAUCAAAAUCAUCCAUGUCAUCUGCAACCAGUGGAGAGCACGGAGGAGAGUAUUCAAAGAAUUUGAAACUGCAUGAUGAAGUUAAGAUAGGUGGCUGUUAUUUGUACAACACCGAAGAACAAGUGAACCACUUCCGAAAACUAAUGGCGGUAAUUAAUUACGAUGACGUCAUUAAUGAUGAUGGUGGUGAUAAAGAUGAUGAGUGCGGCAAAAAAAGAACUGUAAACUACUGCGAUGAUAUCACGAAGAAGAGAAUAGAGGAUUGGAUUGUAUGCGUCAAGAGGGAGGGUAUUGUGGUUGACUGA